Messenger RNA from Ostreococcus tauri, 360 nucleotides. Its product is annotated as unnamed product. The transcript has a single exon. NCBI's taxonomy places the organism in Eukaryota, Viridiplantae, Chlorophyta, Mamiellophyceae, Mamiellales, Bathycoccaceae. The record is from RefSeq and is a predicted model, not a curated record. Bases 1 to 360 code for a protein of 119 amino acids.
AUGGUGCGCAUCACCGAGAGCGACCACGACGCGCUGGCGCGAGCGAAGACGCGCGCGGAGGAGGGCGCGGCGAUGCAAGAGGUCGCGGACGACAUCACGGGCGCGGACGACGCGAGCGAGACGUCCGAGGAGGCAUCGGACGGGGAGUUCGAGGCGGGACCGACGGUGUGGGAGGCGGCGGAGGAUGAAGAAAUUCCGGAGAAUCACUGGGAUUAUCACAUGCGGAAGAACAUGAACGAUGGACGCGGUGACUCGGUGGCUCGAAACCUCGCGUACGUGCCGGUGUGCAACUGCAUGCCGGUGUGCCAAGGGGAGGACGGAUGCAGAAAUCCGUACUUUAUGUGGACUAAGAAGAAGUGA